GCACGUAAUAUCGGAGAGAUAUGGUCUGAAUAGCUUCAUAUUAUUAAUUGCUGUUUUGCUGUAUAUAAAUGAUCAUCAUCUUCAAUCUUUCGUACUUGUUAUUAUCUAUCUAUCUAUCGAUCUAUACAUACAUACAUACAUACAUACAUCUGUCUACUUAUCUAUCCAUACAAGACUCACAUACAACAAGCAGUAACCAAUAUGUCUACUACAACAACAACUACCACUACCACUGCUCCUCCUCCUGCUACCUCUUCUCCUACUACUACCACUCCUACAGCGUCUACAAUCCCCCGCGGCCCCAUAACAGUCCCCCUCAUCUUCUACCACCCCCCACCAGACAACUCCACCCCCUACAACUACGUCGAGACCCCGCCAAAAGGGUACCCCCAGCGCAACUUCACCGAAGCAGCGCACGACGUGCACCUAACCGACAUUCGCCCUCCUCACCACUCCCAAGACAAAGAAGACCAACAACAAGAGUUAAACAAAUACACCCUCCAAACCCACGCCUUCCAAAUCCACCGCCACAUCCCCACAUCCACAACCUACAGCACCUUCACCUCCGACACCUCCGUCCAACAAACCUACUACCCCGAAGUCUCAUCCCUCCUCCUCUCGCACGUCCCCAGCGCAAAGAAGGUCAUAAUCUUCGACCACACCAUCCGCCGCGACAUAGACGGGGCCGCGCGAAAACCCGUGCAGCGCGCGCACGUCGAUCAGACUGCCAAGGCAGCCGCCGAGCGGGUGCGUCUGCACGUCGAGGAUAAGGAAGAGGCGGAGUGGAUAUUGCGGGGCGGGAUGCGGUAUCGGAUUGUGAAUGUUUGGAGGCCGCUUAAUGGGGCGGUGGAGAGUGCGCCGUUGGCGUUUGCGGAUGCGGGGAGUGUUUUUGAUACCCCCUCAUCAUCAUCAUCAUCAUCAUCUUCUUCUUCUUCUUCUUCCUCUGGUCCUACUUCUGGGGCAGCGGAAGAAGGGGGGGAGGGUGACUUGGUAGCAGUCGAACACCGCUACCCGCACCGCACGGGCGAAACGCUGCAAGUAAAGUUCAACCCCAACCAGCGGUGGAUGUAUCUCUCCGGGAUGGAGAACCAUGAGAGGCUGCUGCUGCAGUGCUCUGAUAGUGAGGGGGACGGGGUGGGGCGGAGGGUGCCGCAUACUGCGUUUUGGGAUCCGAGGACGGUGGAGGGGGCGAAGCCGAGGGAGAGUAUUGAGGUUAGGGCUUUGGUUUUGGGAUGAGAUGUAUUUGGGGGGAUUCUUCUUUUAAUAUAUGAUAUAGCAAGUUGGUUGUUUUUGAUUUACCCUGCUGUAGCUCUUGGUAGUGUGAUAUG
Aspergillus campestris IBT 28561 is the source of this 1328-nucleotide messenger RNA. RefSeq names its product putative methyltransferase. The transcript has a single exon. Gene Ontology annotation, molecular function: oxidoreductase activity. The record is from RefSeq and is a predicted model, not a curated record. Bases 202 to 1236 code for a protein of 344 amino acids. NCBI's taxonomy places the organism in Eukaryota, Fungi, Ascomycota, Eurotiomycetes, Eurotiales, Aspergillaceae.